AUGCUUGGGGCUGCUCUGGUACCGGUCGAAUUUGAAAUGGGUCCUAGUCGAUCAGAUGGCUCUGCGGGGAGGGAGCGCCUGCGCUGGACCCAAGAGCUACAUGAUAGGUUCGUAGAGGCAGUCACUAAGCUUGGUGGCCCUGAUAGGGCAACACCAAAGGGCAUCUUGAAGGCUAUGAGCGUUUCUGGACUGACCAUCUACCAUAUCAAAAGCCAUUUGCAGAAGUACAGGAUAUCAAAGUUCAUUCCAGAGUCGACCAGUAAAGGCAAACUUCAGAAGAAAAACAUUUCAGAAAUGCUGCCUAAUUUCGGUGCAACGUCCCUUAAAAUUAUGCAGAUACAAGUACAGAGGAGUCUGAGUGAUCAAAAUGAGGUGCAAAAGAUUCUGAAACAUAAAAUUGAAGCCCAAGCAAGGUUCCUUGACAUAUUUUCAGCAGAACGCCAUAACAACAAGAAGAACCGUCCGAUCUUAAUCACAAAACCCAGCAAAGUACCGUUGCCUCGGACAUCGCUGCCUUCACUUUGUGAAGACUCGGAAUCAAAUGCAAAGGAGUUUUGUGCUGACUCAGAGGCUGACAAGGCUGAAAUACAAUCCUCUGCAGAACAAUUCCAAGCUCUGAAGAGGCUUAGGCUACAUCAUCAAAGCGACGAGGUCUGCGAGCCAGCACUCAAUUCAGAGUGGUAUAAUCAAAGCCACAGCUUUCUUCUCCCUCAUGAGGACCAUAUCAACUUUCCUUGGAACCUUGCAGCCUGCUCAUCUCCCUUGGUGCCCACCUGCUUUCUAUAA
Messenger RNA from Prunus armeniaca (apricot), 786 nucleotides. Lineage: Eukaryota; Viridiplantae; Streptophyta; Magnoliopsida; Rosales; Rosaceae. The record is from the annotation of a GenBank genome assembly.